UGAUCGGUGUCUUGAAACCCAUGACAGUAUCAGUGUUCCUGGAAUGGGGGAAAUAGUAUACAUUGGUCUACCUGCUUUUCUUUGUCUUGCUUUCGCCACGUAUCAGCCAUUUGCCUGGAUUCCGGAAUUCUCUAUUUCUGUCACUUCAGGGAUGUGUGCAUGUGGUGACUCGAACUUCAAUGGACUCGCCAUUUCAUCAGUUGUGGAACCAAAUAUUUCUCCAUUAUCAUGGCUAGCCUUUGUAGAAAAUGGUUACUCGUAUAUAACCUGUCUUGACAGCUUGAGUUAGCUUCACAGGAUAUUUCCUCGUCUUUCUAUCAUCCACUCAAGCGG
This is a messenger RNA of Desarmillaria tabescens, 333 nucleotides long. RefSeq lists its product as uncharacterized. The transcript has a single exon. The annotation marks the transcript as partial. The record is from RefSeq and is a predicted model, not a curated record. NCBI's taxonomy places the organism in Eukaryota, Fungi, Basidiomycota, Agaricomycetes, Agaricales, Physalacriaceae.